This is a messenger RNA of Thelazia callipaeda (thelaziosis nematode), 582 nucleotides long. Lineage: Eukaryota; Metazoa; Nematoda; Chromadorea; Rhabditida; Thelaziidae. The record is from the annotation of a GenBank genome assembly.
AUGGCAAGUGCUUCUUCACAGGAGGAAGAUACAAAAGGUCAUUCGUCUUCACCUUCUUCAAAAGAAGAUGGCAAAAAGGAUGAUGACACAGCAAGAUUCGAUUGUAAUAUAUGCUUGGAUGUAGCGAAAGAUGCAGUGGUAUCAAUGUGUGGCCAUUUGUUUUGCUGGCCAUGUCUUCAUCAAUGGCUCGAUACACGUCCAAACAGGCAACUUUGUCCUGUUUGCAAAUCUGCUAUUAGCAAAGACAAAGUAAUACCGCUCUACGGGAGAGGUGGUAAUGAUACAGAUCCUCGCGAAAAAGUUCCACCUCGUCCAAAAGGUCAUAGAACCGAAAUGCCUCAGAGUUCGUUUCAAGGCUUUCCGGGCUUCCAAUGGGGUGGUGAAAAUGGUGGUGUUCAAUUUUCGAUGGGAAUAGGAGUUUUUCCCAUAUCGUUCUUCGCUUCAUUUUUCAAUACAGGCUUUGGAGAAAGACGCCCUGAAGCUCCAGCACCAGGUACUAGACAAGCAGAAGAGGAGCAGUUCUUAUCGAAUCUUUUCAUGUAUAUCGGUAUAUUUUUCGUCGUUUGGCUACUGAUUUUGUAA